Molecule: messenger RNA, 1502 nt
Organism: Cannabis sativa
Lineage: Eukaryota; Viridiplantae; Streptophyta; Magnoliopsida; Rosales; Cannabaceae
Product: ribosomal RNA small subunit methyltransferase
Exons: 2
Coding region: 145-1233 (362 amino acids)
Biological process (GO): rRNA methylation
Cellular component (GO): mitochondrial matrix
Molecular function (GO): rRNA (adenine-N6,N6-)-dimethyltransferase activity
Source: RefSeq, a predicted model, not a curated record
CAAACCCUAAAAUCUCAUCAGCCACCGCUCUCUCUCUAGUCUCUUAUUAUAUAUAUAUAUGAUAUUGUGAAAUUUCAAUUAAUUUCAGAACGAAACCAAACCUCCGAAAACGAACGCAGUCUCUCUCUGCUCUUUGGAUCAUCAAUGGCGGGAGGUAAGGCCAGGAAGGACAAACCGAAGCCAAACGCUGCGGCUCACGCUCCUUACCAAGGAGGCAUAUCAUUCCACAAGUCUAAAGGCCAACAUAUUCUUAAAAACCCCAUGCUUGUCGACUCCAUUGUUCAAAAAUCAGGGAUUAAGACCACUGAUACCAUUCUUGAGAUCGGUCCUGGUACUGGAAACUUAACCAAGAAGCUUUUAGAAGCCGGAAAGAUGGUUAUCGCAGUUGAGCUUGACCCUCGUAUGGUUCUCGAGUUGCACAGACGAUUUCAGGGUACUCCUCUUUCCAAUCGUUUGAAGGUUAUUCAAGGAGAUGUGCUGAAAACUGAGCUACCUUAUUUUGAUAUAUGUGUGGCCAACAUUCCCUACCAAAUUUCAUCUCCACUUACUUUCAAGUUACUAAACCACCAACCUUCAUUCAGGUGUGCAAUCAUCAUGUUUCAGAGGGAAUUUGCAAUGAGACUGGUUGCUCAGCCUGGGGACAAGCUAUAUUGUCGUCUCACUGUCAACACCCAACUCUUAUCACGAGUUUCACAUCUUCUCAAAGUUGGGAGGAACAACUUUCGUCCUCCCCCAAAAGUGGAUUCCUCCGUGGUUCGAAUCGAGCCAAGGAAGCCACGGAUUGAAGUGAAGCAAAAGGAAUGGGAUGGAUUCCUGCGAAUUUGUUUCAAUCGAAAGAACAAAACGCUGGGUUCGAUCUUUAGGCAGAAGAGUGUCAUCAAUUUGCUGGAGAAGAACUACAAGACUGUUCAAGCACUAAAGCUCUCAGGACAGAGUAGUUCCAUGGAAGAAACGGGUGAUCAUAUAGACUUUUCGAAACUCGGGGAGGCCAAUGAAGAUUUAAGUAUGGAUUUAGAUGAUGAUGUUGAUGACGAUGAGGAUUUUGAUGGAGCUGAUGAAGAAAUGGAAGUGGAAGAUGGUAAUGUAGGAGGGGAGACAUCUGAGUUCAAAGCCAAAGUCUUGGCAGUGUUAAAGGAAGGUGACUUUGAGGAGAAGAGAUCAUCUAAGUUGACACUACAAGAAUUCUUAUACUUGCUCUCUUUGUUUAACAAAGCUGGCAUACACUUCUCCUGAUUUUGAUUUUGAGUGUAAUUUAUAACCAAAAUUUCAAGAUUUUAAGAUUUUGAUUUCUCUUAUUUUAUAAUUUUGUAAAAGCUUUUCCCACACAAGGUAUUACUAGUUAAAUUAUUCUUGUUGCUCAGUGAGUUGAAUGAGCACGAGAAAAAAAAAAACUUGAGACCAAGAGGAUUAUUGGGUGUUUCGGCUCUGUUAUAUGAACUUAGAUCUUUAGUAACUAGGGAACUAUACAUAAUUGCUCGUGCUUUAUUAGAUUUUUAUUUAAA